AUGAAUUAUCUUCUUGGAGCUUUCAAGCCUGCAUGUAAUAUUUCAGUAACGUUUACUGAUGGGAAAAAUCGUAAACAAGUACCGAUUAAGAAAGAUAAUGGACAAACAGUUAUGAAUCCACUUUUUCAGAGUCAAGAAACUAUUGCUGGGAAGGUCUGCAUUGAACCAUAUCAAGGGAAAAAAGUGGAGCACAAUGGUGUAAAAGUUGAGCUUCUUGGUCAAAUAGAAAUGUAUUUUGACAGAGGAAACUUUUAUGACUUCACUUCCUUGGUGCGAGAGCUGGAUGUACCUGGAGAAAUAUAUGAAAGAAAGACGUAUCCAUUUGAAUUUCCGAGCGUUGAGAUGCCAUAUGAGACCUACAAUGGUGUGAAUGUGCGGCUAAGGUAUGUCCUCAAAGUAACAGUUACACGUGGCUAUGCUGGAAGCAUUGUGGAAUAUCAGGACUUUGUGGUCCGUAACUAUGCUCCACUACCUCCAAUCAAUAACAGCAUCAAGAUGGAAGUUGGAAUCGAGGACUGCUUGCAUAUUGAGUUUGAGUACAAUAAAAGCAAGUAUCAUCUGAAAGAUGUUAUCCUUGGGAAAAUAUACUUUCUUCUGGUGAGAAUCAAGAUAAAGAAUAUGGAUCUUGAGAUCAGACGGCGAGAAUCUACAGGAGCAGGAGCUAAUACUCACGUUGAAACAGAAACACUAGCCAAAUUUGAGUUAAUGGAUGGUGCUCCCGUUAGAGGCGAAUCGAUACCUGUGAGACUGUUCUUGACACCAUACGACCUGACACCAACGCACAAGAACAUAAACAACAAAUUCAGCGUUAAGUAUUAUCUGAAUCUUGUGCUGGUGGACGAAGAGGAUCGCCGUUACUUCAAGCAGCAAGAAAUCACCUUGUACAGGCUCAAGGAAGAGACUUCUUCUUGA
Molecule: messenger RNA, 912 nt
Organism: Microthlaspi erraticum
Lineage: Eukaryota; Viridiplantae; Streptophyta; Magnoliopsida; Brassicales; Brassicaceae
Source: the annotation of a GenBank genome assembly